Molecule: messenger RNA, 297 nt
Organism: Equus quagga
Lineage: Eukaryota; Metazoa; Chordata; Mammalia; Perissodactyla; Equidae
Gene: PATE3
Product: prostate and testis expressed 3
Exons: 3
Coding region: 1-297 (98 amino acids)
Source: RefSeq, a predicted model, not a curated record
AUGGACAAACACUUCUUGUUGGUCUUCUCCCUCUUCUGCUUCAUUGCAGCAGUGACACCACUGAGAUGUGUAAUGUGCCACCUUCACACGCAGACAGAUCGCUGUAGAAGAGGUUUUGGUAUGUGUGUUGCUCAGGAGCACGAGAGAUGCAUGAUCUUAAAGAUCUUCCAGGAUAACGUUCUCCAGUUAUCAUAUAUGGUGUGUCAAAAAUUCUGCAGAGACUUGACAUAUCAUCUCAACAGUCGGAUUUAUGUUCAUAAAUGCUGCGACGAAAAUUAUUGUAACUUCCAACUCUAA